AUGACCGAAUUAGGUCCGAUACAUUUGAAUAUUCAAAACAAGUUGACGGACUCUUUAGCCCCAACAACUUUAGAAAUAAUUAAUGAAUCUCAUUUACACGCAAAUCACCAAGCAAUGAAAAAUGUAAAGAGUAAAGAAACACAUUUUAGCGUAUCAAUUGUUUCAGAACAAUUUGAAGGAAAAACAAUAUUGCAAAGACAUAGACUUAUAUACCAAAUUCUUGAUGACGAAUUAAAGGCAGGUGUACAUGCACUAUCAAUAAAAGCAAAAACGCCCAAGGAAGUAGAACAAUAG
Dentiscutata erythropus is the source of this 294-nucleotide messenger RNA. NCBI's taxonomy places the organism in Eukaryota, Fungi, Glomeromycota, Glomeromycetes, Diversisporales, Gigasporaceae. The record is from the annotation of a GenBank genome assembly.